CUCUCUCUCUCUCUCAGUUGUUUAAUUUAAGCCACCUUAUCACCAUUUUUUUUCCCAGUCUUCUUCUCACUCACACAUAGCAGCUUUAGAUUGGUACCUGAGGAAUACCCUUUUAUCUUCUUUUGUGUGUCUCUUCUCACUUCUUUCUUCUUUAAUUUUUGUUCUUCCUCUUGUCUCUCUCGCUUCUUUUCAAGUGGAAAUUGUCCUGCAAAGCGAUUGUCUGUUCUUUUCUCUUUGUUUGACUGUACUUCUUCAUAAUGCCAUCUUCCAUCAAUUUCUUUUGUCUUCUUUUUUUGUUGUCACCAGUUUCUUUCUUCUUGAUUUGUUCUUUCUUUUUGUCGUUUGGACUAGGCACCGGGAUCUAACAUUUUCUUUAUUAAGGUAUAAGCUCCACUUUGAGGGGGUCAUGAGGUUUCUAAGUGUCUCAUUGUUCUCAUUGUCUUUAGCUAUUGAAGCUUGUUCCACUUGUCUGAGGGUUGCUCUUUUCAGUUGGAGAGUGCUUAGCAGAAUCUUCAUUUCUUGCUUCUUAAUAUAUCCCGUGAUCAGUUUCGAACAGCUCGCGAAGAUCCUUAUGUAUCUGGUGAUAAGCAUAGGAGAACACCCUCGCGAAUUCCAAUUUGAUUUGCACCUAAAAAGUUCUUAGAACAAAGAGAGUUGAAAUCUGAGGCGCAAGAUGGGAUGUUCCACAUCGAAGCUUGAUAAUGCAGAAGCGGUCCAGCUAUGUAAGGAUCGGAAACAAUUCAUUAAAGAGGCUGUCGAGGAGAGAACUCGAUUUGCUACUGGGCAUAUAGCUUACAUUCAGUCCUUGAGAACAGUUUCAGCUGCUCUUAAGGAUUACAUUGAAGAGGAUGAACCGCGAGAGUUCUUCCUGGGUUCAUUUUCAACCCCAACAUUUACACCGACAAAGAAAAGUAGCAACAAUUUCAUUUCAAUCCCUCCGAGAUCAUUCUCUCCAGCACAAAUUGAACCAAAACCAAAGUCAUCGUUGAAAGUGAAUUAUUUAAGGUCGGGCGGGACUCCGGCAGUUUCUGUCAUGGAGAGACCUCGGUCACCGGAAACAGUCCAUGUUCAGACUUAUUCUCCAAUUCAUCCGUUGGGUAUUGAUGGAUUCUUUCCGGCGCAUCCCUCGCCACAGAAUUCUUCGUACUAUUCUUACUCCCCCAACAAUAGACCCAAUCUUCCUCCUCGGUCGCCUCAAACUUCGCAGUGGGACUUUUUUUGGAACCCCUUUUCAUCCCUGGACUACUAUGGAUACCCUACUCGGAGUAAUAUUGAUCAUAUGGCUAUGGAUGAUGAGACCAGAGGACUGAGGCAGGUCCGAGAGGAAGAGGGGAUUCCAGACUUGGAAGAAGAAACUGAGCAUGAAGAAUGUGAUAACCUCUUGAAUGUUCAUGAUGAUAGAGGCAAAAGAUAUGUUAAUUUCCCGACCGAGGAAGUUUUAGUGGAAGAUGUUGAUGACGAGGAAGAGGAUGAGGAAACAGACGACAGCUAUGAAUCUGAGGAUGAAGUCAAAGGGCUACAGUCCCAUGGCAGUCAGAGGAUGGAAGUAGUACAGCCGCCGCAGAAUGUUGGAGAAGUGGAUGUUACUAAUCGAGAAGCAGCAGCGGCUAAAGAAGUGCCGGGUUUCACAGUUUAUGUAAACCGAAAGCCAACAAGCAUGGCAGAAGUCAUCAAAGAACUGGAAACUCAAUUCACACAUAUUUGCAACGCAGCAAAUGAAGUCUCAUCGCUGUUAGAGGUCGGUAGAGCCCAGUACUCAAGUUCAAACGAACUUACAGCAAUGAAGGUGCUGAAUCCAGUGGCUCUGUUUCGGUCUGGUUCAUCACGGUCAUCCUCGUCGAGAUUUUUAAUGAGUUCUUCAAGUUCUAAAAAUGACGGUUCUGAGAGUAAUAGCGACUUUUCAGACGAGUCGUGUGUUUUUUCCAGUGGUCAUCAGUCAACAAUGGAUCGCUUAUAUGCCUGGGAGAAGAAACUCUAUGAAGAAGUCAGGGCUGGAGAGAGAGUUCGGAUUGCAUACGAGAAGAAAUGCUCGCUGCUGAGGAAUCAAGACGUGAAAGGAGAGGAUCCUUCAUCCGUAGAUAGAACGAGGGUGGCCAUCAGAGAUCUACAUACUCAGAUGAAGGUAUCCAUACACUCAGUAGAAGCCAUUUCCAAAAGGAUUGAAACUUUAAGGGACGAAGAAUUGCAGCCUCAGCUUGUAGAAUUGGUGCAAGGGUUAUCAAGGAUGUGGAAUGUAAUGGCAGAGUGCCACCAAUUACAGAAACGGACUUUAGAUGAGGCAAAAAUCUUGCUGGCUGGCACACCUUCCAAACUCGAAGCCAAGAGAAGAUCUUACAUGUCUAUGACGGAUCCAAACAGGUUGGCCCGCUUGGCGUCCAAUCUUGAGACCGAGUUAAGGAACUGGCGAGCCUGCUUCGAAUCAUGGGUUGCUUCUCAGCGAUCCUACAUGCGUGCGCUCACAGGAUGGCUCCUCCGAUGCCUGCGGGCCGACCCUGACACCUCGAAACUGGCAUUAUCUCCUAGACGGUCAAGCGGGAGCCCGCCCAUCUUCGAUCUUUGCAUCCAGUGGUCGAGAUUCCUCGAUUCCAUCUCGGAGAUCCCGGUGCUCGACGGUCUAGACUUCUUCGCAGCCGGGAUGGGGUCGAUCUACGAGCAACAGCUCAAAGACGAUUCCAGGAAUACCCUGGGCGGAUCGAAGAGGUUCGGAGGGGGAUCAAGCGAGGAAAACAGCAGGAGCAUGGACAUGGUGGAGUUUAGUCAGGUGGAAGAGGUGAUGACGCCCGAGAAAACAGCCGAUGUCGCCGUAAGAGUUCUGUGUGCUGGAAUGUCGGUUGCAAUGAGCUCACUGACGGAAUUCGCCGUGUCGUCCGCUGAUGGUUAUGCCGAGUUGGUCAAGCAAUGGGAGCAUGCCGAGAGGCUGCAUAUCUCAGCAGGAUCUACUGUGUAGCCUCAUUUUCCUUUUGUUUUUGGACAGAUUUGCAUUUGUAGCGUAGUUCAACUAAGGUUGUCAAUGUAAUUAGAGUAUAUAUACCAUGUUUUAUACAAUGCCAGCAACUAGUGUAGACUUUUUAUGCCAAGAAAGAAGAGCAAUAGUCUGAGAAUUCCAUGUCAUUCU
Molecule: messenger RNA, 3115 nt
Organism: Rhodamnia argentea
Lineage: Eukaryota; Viridiplantae; Streptophyta; Magnoliopsida; Myrtales; Myrtaceae
Product: protein ROLLING AND ERECT LEAF 2-like
Exons: 6
Coding region: 674-2947 (757 amino acids)
Source: RefSeq, a predicted model, not a curated record